Amphimedon queenslandica is the source of this 925-nucleotide messenger RNA. RefSeq lists its product as uncharacterized. NCBI's taxonomy places the organism in Eukaryota, Metazoa, Porifera, Demospongiae, Haplosclerida, Niphatidae. The transcript is spliced from 5 exons. Bases 83 to 811 code for a protein of 242 amino acids. The record is from RefSeq and is a predicted model, not a curated record.
CAUUUUAGUACUUUCAGUGUGUGGCUAUAAAAGGAGGUGCUUUUCGAUGCUGUGAGCAAGUUAAAACUAAAGGGAAAUCACAAUGAAGACUUUCAUGUUCUUUGUUAUGACUCUCAGUGUUUGUGCUCUGGCUAUGCCAGCAGAGACAAAGUCUUACCACAAUGAUCAUUACAGAAAUGAAGUUAUGAACACUAUCAAAGCAAUGUCACCACCACAAGGCAUGGCACUUGUCUCUGAUAAUUAUAAAAGUAUUCUGGAUAACAUUACAGUUAAAGUUAAUGGAACUGAAAUUUGUGUUUACUACUUACUGGACAAGCUUGGUUGUGCUGAUAUUCACCAAGCGUGUGGAAUAAAGAUUGGUCCAGUAACUAUUGGUUGUGCUGAUGAUGAGGAAAACUAUCUUGGAUUGUGCUAUAAGAAAUGUUCACUUCUUGCUAGUGCAGAUUUUCCAUUACGCACAGCAACAAACACAUGUGCGAAAGAUGGAUGUGAUGAAGAUGAAGAAAAUGAUGCUGGCCUGUGCUAUCCUAAAUGCAAAGAACACUAUGUGGGAGUUGCCACAAUUUGCUGGGGAUAUUGCGACCAUUUUUGUGGACCAGAGUAUGAUGAUGUGGGCCUAUACUGCUACCAGUGGUGGCCACCAAAAAGCUGUUCCAAGCCAAGUUAUGAUAGAGGUGCUGGUAUCCUGCCUUACAAACUCUGGACCAAUGGAUUGGGAUGCAAUGGGUUUGGUGUGAAUAAUCAAGGAGGAUGUGCUAAGAUUGAUAUCUCUGGUUUGGUGCCCAUUGAUCUUGGAUGCAACAAGCAAUAAUCUGGCCUAAUACAAUAACAGCGCAUUAAGAAGUAAUAUAGGAAUGUUUGUUAGGACUAUUUUUAUAGAUAUUUUUUAUGCUUCUUAUUGUCAUGCAUAUAUAAUAAACUUUAA